AUGGCAAAAGGAAUCCGUGCCUUGCUGGAUACAGUGAUGCAAGCUCUGCCUCAAGUUGGAAAUCUGGGCCUAUUAUUUUUUCUGCUAUUCUUUAUCUUUGCUGCAUUAGGAGUUGAGUUAUUUGGCAGAUUAGAUUGUUCUGAAGAACAUCCAUGUGAAGGACUAGGAGACCAUGCUCAUUUUAGACAUUUUGGAAUGGCAUUCCUCACCUUAUUUCAAAUAGCAACUGGAGAUAAUUGGAAUGGAAUUAUGAAAGACACCUUGAGAGAAGAUUGUGAUGCAUCAGAUGACUGUGAGAAAAACUGCUGUGUCAGUCCAAUUAUAGCUCCAGUCUACUUUGUGGUCUUUGUGUUGAUGGCACAGUUUGUCCUUGUGAAUGUUGUCGUCGCAGUUCUCAUGAAGCAUCUUGAAGAGUCUCACAAGCAUAUGGAUGAAGACGCAGAAUUUGAAGCAGAAAUAGAAGCACUCAGUCGAGCUCAAGAACGAGCUAAUCUUAAUAAUAUAAGGAAUCCACCCAGUUCUGAAGAUAUGGAGGAGAGAAGAUCAUCAAUUUUGGCUGCAUCAGUUGCAGACGUGAUACCUUCAUCAGUCAAUGGUGAAAAUGGUGUCGAUGGUGCUAGUGUAGAAAAUGAUGACCAUGAAUUAAAAGUGAGAAAUAUUGUAACAAAGCAAAUUUCAUUACCUCCAAAUUUCACCUUUAAUGUGCGCCCUCCCAGUGGUGAACCACCAUCUAUUGAAACAAAUGAAAAUAUAACACCAGGGACAAGUUUAGGAAUAGAAUGUGUCCCCAGCAGUCUGCUAACAUCACCAUCAACUAUCAGCUUGCAGGGUCGAUGCUAUGGACCUGACUGUUCAUCUUUGGCCGUUGAUAAUUCAGCAUUUCAGAUAAUGUGCCCAACAAACUACAGCUCGUCAACAUCAUCGAGUUCAGGAUCCAACUCAGCAAUCAAAGUCACUGGCAUGCAAUCACUUUCAGCUGAACAGCCUGAACAUCCGACUGAAGUCAGAAAAAGGUCAAUUCCUGGCUGCCAAAGAAAUUCUCUCAAAUGGCCAUGGCAUUACAUCAACCAGAGUUUUCCCAAUGUACAGCAUUCUUCAGAAGGAGAGUUUGACCCUCGACAUAGUAGUCAUCAACAUGCACAAUCCCAUCCUCAUCUUGGCCAUAAUCUGAUUCUUGUGGAUAUUAAUAAGGCAGACUCACCUCCAAAACGCCAAUCACGUCACCUACUUCGUAGUCAAAGCACAGGAGCCAAGUACACUCGAAUCAGGGAUAAGUUUUUAAGAACAAAAUGUGCAUCAACAGAAGACAGUGCAGUGGCUCUUUUCCAUUCAAAGCACUCGUAUUCAACAUACGGACAAGAUUCUGUAGAGUCUGAAUUUGAUGAAACUAUGUCCAAUGACUGGGCUGAUGAAGAAGCUGAAUGUGAUGAAGAAGUGAAAAAAAUUACUGGCGAAGAAGAAGAAGAUGAUGUUAAGCCAACAUUAGGUGUAUUUACAUCGCAAGAAUCAGAAAACUUAUUUUCUGAACUUUCUCAACACUCACACUCUAAUUUGUUAACACUUUCUGAGAUGACAGAUAGCACUCAGCUGUUACAGAAUAAUGUCUGCAAUCCUCGGCUUAUGCAGCAUAACCAUCUAACCAUUGAAGCCACCAGUUCAAGCCGAGAUGGUAGCUCACACAUGUUAGAAUAUUCACAUAGUCCACAUGCAGCAAACUCACAACCUGGAAUUGAUAAUUCUAGUUUUGUUCUUGGUGAGAUAUCAAAUGACUCCAAUGACACAGAAGGUGGUACUGGCACAGGCUCAUCUCUGCUUGAAUCGCAAUCAACACAGUCUGAUAUAGAAUUUGUCACAGAAUCACAGAGCUUUCUCAAUACUCCCACCUCUACAGCAAAUAUUGCAAAAACAACCCCAUGCACCCUUGGUAAUUCUGGUAGCCACUUGGGUAAUAUGACAGUUUCAAACUACAGUUCCCUUGGCUCCACUAAUAUACCAGCCGAUGAGUUGCAUUUGAUGCUGCCAUCUCCCUUACUUUCACAGCAGCAUCUUCCAACACUGCCCCCCCGCAGACAUAGUUGUGUCAGCUCAGCUAGCUCAUCUUAUGAACAACUCUUUGAUAGUGCCACUAAUCCUGGUUACCAAGGUGAUGAACUUGUAUGA
This is a messenger RNA of Acanthosepion pharaonis, 2160 nucleotides long. Lineage: Eukaryota; Metazoa; Mollusca; Cephalopoda; Sepiida; Sepiidae. The record is from the annotation of a GenBank genome assembly.